Messenger RNA from Archocentrus centrarchus (flier cichlid), 1368 nucleotides. RefSeq names its product immunoglobulin lambda-1 light chain-like. Lineage: Eukaryota; Metazoa; Chordata; Actinopteri; Cichliformes; Cichlidae. The record is from RefSeq and is a predicted model, not a curated record. The transcript is spliced from 6 exons. The coding region runs from base 170 to 1105 and encodes 311 amino acids.
CAGCAGUCUUAUCUGUGGGCCGCCCACAGCAGGGGCCGACGGGAGCUUUGAGGAGCCGUUAGAAAGCACGUGGCCCUCGUCUGAUCUGGCAGCUCGUCCUCGUUUGGCCUCGGCUGCAUCAGAGCGCCACUUCUCCCCAGGUUCACCAGAGGAAACACCACUGCACACAAUGCUUUUCCUCCCAGCUGCUGCUCUGUGCUGUCUGUGUUCAGCACUGCUUACCAUGGCAGCAGAACAGCUGAUUCAGGACGAUUUAACAUUGACCAGGAGAGUUGGAGACAAAGUCUCCUUCAGCUGUGGAGGGACUGAACAGUGUGCUGACAGCUAUAUACGCUGGUACCAGAAGAAAGAAACAUUCAGAGUGAUUUUUGAUAUUGAUAAGACUAAUGGUAACAUAGACAGAAGUUACUCUUCUCAUCCUCAACUCAAUGACUUCUCUUCUGUAAAUACAAAUAAAGGCUGGGAGUUAGAGAUUAAGCAAAUUAAACUCAAUCAUUCAGCCACCUACUACUGCUCCUGUGUGAAGAUUGGAUACUACUACCUCAUCUUUGGCUCUGGAACCAAACUGAGUGUAACAGAUGAGCAGGUAGUGAAGCCCGUGGUGAGCGUGUACCCAGCAGCAUCCAGAGCCCACCUGGAGGGGAGCAGCUCCCUGCUGUGUGUGGCCUCAGCCAUGUUUCCUCCUCUGGUCCAGUUCUCCUGGAAAAGACAGAAGAAGAACGGCGGGCUGGAGGAGCUGCCCCCUGCUGAGGGAGAGCAGCUGGAGCUCAGAGAGUCGGGACGCAGCGCCUCCAUCUUACUGAUCCCUCAGAACAGCACAUGGAAAUACAGCUGCUCCGUCAAGCACGAGGGGGGCACAGUGGAGGCCCAAACACAAGAAGAGCUUCCAGCUCCAGCAGCCUCCUGUCCUCCAGAGAGAGAGCCAGCAGACCUGCCAGCUCUGCAGCCAGCUGACUGGUCCUUCCAGUCCCAAUGCAGGGUGAAGCUGCUCUGCCUGCUGUCCACAGUGCUGAUAGUGAAGAGUCUGGUGUACUGCUGUGGACUCUCUCUGCUGAUGAUCCUCAGAAACAAGGGAGCGUCCACCAACUGCACACAUGCUGACUGACUGUUUUCUGCUCGCCUUUUCUCACCAUCAAAUCUCAUCCAUUCAUCUCAUUCAUCACUUUGAUCACCAUUCACACAUCUGAGUUAUGCUGUGUUGUGCUUAUUGUUGCUUUGAUUCCAUAGUUAGAAGAUCAUCUGAAAUCAAUCAUCUUUACAUGUAUUGUUGCUCUGAGUUAGAAUUCUUUUUGGACUUAUUGUGACUUUUAUUGUAGGAACAAAAAUCAUCAGGUAUCAGCCAUAUUUUUAUCAUCAGUUUCUCUUUGA